UUAUUUUUCAACAUGGAUAAUAUAGAAAAUACCAAGAACAUAAAUACCUUAUUUAUGACGGCGUACACAUUGAAAGAAUUCUUUAAUGGGAAUAAUUAUUAUGUAUUUUGGAACAUCAUGUAAUUAUAGCAACUAAUUUCUUAAUACUAUCGUAAAUAUUAUUUGUUCUUCUUAAACAGGUAGACGAAAAAGCGCCUAUAGAAUCGAUGGAAUUCGACAGGAUCAGCACAGUCGGUUCUUACGCUGAAAAUAUUGAACGAAAAUCUGAUAGUUUCUCAACGACAGGUGUCUGUGUCAUUCCGCGCGAGCUCUUAGCUGUGGAGACAUUAUAAUGCGAACGCUGUAUGUUCAUUUGUAGAAUAACCUAAUAGAAUAUCUUACACAAUGAAAUUGCCGUGACAGCGCGCGGAUAUUGGAAUACAUUUUAGUGAUCACAUUAUAAUGGAUAUCUUCAAACCAAUUGUUCUAGAUAAUCACAUCCAUUGAGGAGGAUUAAAACCCGCAUUCAUAGGGCUAAUCUCCUGAAAAGAAAAUUAAUAGGAUAUUUUAUCCGGAUUGCGUCAGGAAAACGCGAAGCACUAAAACUUUAACAGGAUAUUAAUUCUGGUAGCUGACAUUCAUUACCACAAAAGGCAUCGUUCAAGAUGGAUGUACGAAUUUUCUGAGGACAAUGUUUCCCUUUAAUGGAAAUACAUUUUCUGGAAUUUCAGUACCAAGGGCACGAUUUGGCCGAAGUAGCGGAAAAGGACCAAUAUUUGAGCAUUUGUUACCUACAACAAUUAAAGCGACCACACGUGAGAAAAGUGCGGAUGUCUUCGAUGUGAAAGACAAUUUAAAUAUGGAUACAAAACUUGGCAAUGGAGUGGAAUUUACGGGAAAUUUGGACAGCAAUUUCGCUGCAAAUGUUGAAUCGGCGGGAAUAACAUUAGACUUGUUAUCAAAUACAUCGAAUAAUUUUUCCGCAUAUACGGAAACGACGGACUCUGGUUUGAACCAGAGUUCUUGGUUUGGCUGUGAUAUUUUCAACGACAGUUCUUGUUGGAAUACGACGUUGACCGAGGAGGAAGGCUAUCCUGAGCAUGCAUACUGGACGCUGUGCUUAGUUUUGUUCCCUGUGUUCACAGUGUUUGGUAAUAUUCUCGUGGUUCUAAGCGUGUAUAGGGAGCGAAGUCUGCGCCAUGUUACAAACUAUUUUAUAUGUUCGUUAGCCGUUGCGGAUAUUCUUGUCGCUGUGAUUGUAAUGCCACCAGCGGUGUUCAUGGAGGUAACAAAAUAUUGGAGUCUAAGUGACGAACUUUGUGAUGCUUGGGUUGCUUUUGACGUUAUGGCUUGCACUGCAUCAAUUCUAAAUCUUACCGCCAUAAGUGUUGACAGAUUCAUUGCCGUAACCCAACCUAUAAAAUAUGCCAAACACAAGAAUUCAAAAAGAGUGCACGUGAUGCUCGCACUCACGUGGGUGGUAUCCGUAGCAAUUGCGGCACCGAUAGCACUUGGAGUUAACUAUUCUGACGCACGGGUACCGGGAUCAUGUAGCUUCUUUAACUCGGAUUUCUUAAUUUAUUCGUCCAUGGGCUCGUUUUAUAUUCCUUCACUAAUAAUGAUUUUUCUAUAUUGGAGGAUUUAUAGAGUUUUAAGACUAAGAGCUAGGCGAUCAUUAGCGCAUAAGAAAGCUAGGUCAAUAGAUACGCAAACAUUGACUAAUGUAAUAGAAAAUCAAGCGGUUAACGAGCCAACUGUCAAAACAGGUCUUGCCACAAUGGACAAUGGAAAAGUGUCUAGUUAUAAUACUACUGCAAAUAAUUUUGACAAAUCUAAUCAUAGAGAAGUUCAUGAAACUCAUAUAGACGAUCCGUCAACCUCCAACCCUCCAACGGAUUCCCAAGAACGGGACGAAGACGAGGAAAGUGAUUCUAAAAGUCCUGUUCAUUUACCUGCAGAAGGGGAACUAAUCGUUAACCCUGUUGCUGAAGACAUUGAACGACAGGAACAAUUAUCAUGUAAGAAAAUUGAGCCUGUACCGGUUAUAUCACUUCCAGAGGUUGAAGAAACAAAUUUUGUUUCUAAAGACGGUAAAACUGUCAAUCACGAUAACAAAGAUGACAGCAGUAGUGGAGAGAAAACUAGCUCCGACGGAAAAGGUCGUCGGAAGAAAGACAAAAAGAAUAUGACAAAAUUUAAUUUUCACAUGAGAACUAGUCGGAAACGGAAGGAGAAAUCUUCUUCUAGAAGAGAAAGAAAAGCAACAAAAACCUUAGCCAUUGUAUUAGGUGUGUUUCUGCUCUGCUGGUGGCCUUUUUUCACAGUGAACAUUAUGCGAGCAAUAUGUCUCCGAUAUCAAGUGUUAAAUUAUCCAUCCUGCGACAUUGACCCUUAUCUAAUGGGAUUUUUUGUUUGGUUGGGCUAUAUCAACAGUUUCUUGAAUCCUUUAAUUUAUACCAUAUUUAACCCGGAAUUCAGGAAGGCUUUCAAGAAAAUACUCAGCGACCCUUUAAAAAAGAGGUAUUGAAAAAGGUGGCUAACAAUUUAGAAUCAAAUCCGUUACAUUCAUUAUGCGACAAUACUUUAGAAACAUGACGCAGUUCGAAAAAUUUGGACACAUGUCAAUUGUUGACAUUUUGGAUACAUGCCAAAAUUUGACGAUCUGGAAACAUGCCAAGUAUAUAUAGAACAAAGAGAAAUUCAAACAUUUUGAGCCAUAUUUGGCAAAGGAGCAUGUGAAUGAAAGUUGUUUCUAAGAUCAGAUCUCUUGCGUGAUUGGUGAAAACUGUGAUUAAUGUGUUUUAUAGUUAUUUCUUCUAAUCAUAAUUAUUCUAAAAUAGAAUGAUUUAUUUGGAAUUCAAAAUUUAAAAGAAAGAUUUCCAUUUACAAUAUGAGACAAUUCACAUUUGAGCUUCAUAUGUUGUACAUGCAUAUCAUUUGCAUCUUUUUUCAUUGUCGGUUGCAGCAAUAAGAUACAUGUUGCUGUUGUUAGGUCCUUCGAUUCUAGUUUCAGUAUAAUGAAAUAUAUUGUUUUCUUUUAAAUUUUAUGUCCGAUCUCAUAGUCAAAUAAUUUUGAAAAUCAAUUGUGAUAAAGGCAAAGCAUAAUUAAAUAUAUGAUAAUCUCACGUAAGUGCAUCAUAUAUCCAGGCGGCUUAUUUUUUAUAUCAGACUAAAGUUUAUGAAACUUAAGCAUUAACUUUAUAUGUCCAUGUCUACAUUAUUUUAAACGAAUUUCGUUUUUAGGUCCUUACCGUGCCAAGACACAUUGAUUUUAUUAUUUAAAACAUUGCAAAUCUGAUUUAAGGUUUUUACGUAACAUAUAUUUCUAUCUCAAAAAAUAUUUUUCCAGAGAAAUUAAUUAAACGUGUUAGACAGCAUUUUUAUUGCAGCAGUUGCCAAAAUUAAGGAAAGAGGCGGCUUCAAUAUAUGGCUUUUAUAGAAAUGAGCACGGUAUUGUUAACGAUCAAAUGUUUGGAUAGAUUUCUGAUUUGAUGUGCCAAGACUUAAUGAAAAAUCAUAAAAUAUUAAUCUGAUUGCCCCCAGGCACGUAUCUUAGAUUCUUACAAAGUGCUUGUUUUAUUGGUACGGAAGCAGCUUUAUCUUUCUAUCGUUUUUAACGUCAAUGUUUUUGGAUCGUAAAGCUCGCUGGAUACAUGUAACAAUAAGAGAAAAGCUGCAAUAGGAGACAAUGAGGUUGUCUUAGGUCGUUAAAAGCUUUUAUUCUACCAAAACACAUUGUGUCUUUGUCACGUACAAUGGUGUAUUAACAGAAGAAUACAUGGGGUUUUCUUCACUUUUAUCUCCGAGUUUAUCAUUUUGUUAUGUACUUUCCGAUUAUGGAAUAUUCUACAAUCGAUUAUAAUAUAUGUUAACACGUGACAUUUUCGAGUAAUGGAACAUGAUUUUAUACAUCUAUUAUCGGUUUGCCGCACUGAAAUCAUAUGUUCAUUUUAGAUACUAAACAUACAGUACCUGAUGUAACUACAUAUUAAAAGCAUGAUGUGGGUAAAUAACAUUUUUUAUAUUGUGUUUAUUGAUAACAAAAAGUAUAUGUUUUUGUGAAGCAUUGUAUUUUGUCCGCUUUUUUGGUGACGACAAUCCAAAAGACUGGAUAUUGAGAGGAAAUUACGUUAAACUUUAUUUAAUAAGAAAUGUAACAUAGUAAUAGUUUUCUUUGUUUGCCAAAAUAUUUAUCGUGUCUGGAAUAAUUUAGAAAAUAUUUGCGAGAUAAAUAGUUUUCAUGUUUUCUCAGCUUAAUUAUAUGCAACAAUAUCAAAUUUCUAAGCAAACAGCAGAUUAUAUCAUAUACCCCCGGUGUGUUCUAAAGUAUAGGUCCUAUUCGGAAUACUGGACGAUUUAAUAUGUGAUAUUUACCACAAAGGAGACAUCUUUUAUGUUAUUUAAGGCACAAAGUAGCAUUAAGUCUACAUGUUUAAAUUGUUAUACCGCAUAUACCAUCAAAAUCAAAUGUAUUUGGUAGAGAAUAAUAUGAGUUACCUAAAUAAUGUAUUGUAAUCGAGCUAGAGUCAACGCCAAUAUUUUCUUUUAAACGUAAAUGCACAUUAUGCCUCAGAAAUGCAUUUUUUUUCUUUCUGAAGAAAGGACCAACACGAUCUUUAUACUGUUUAAAUGAUGAUUACAUAAAGAUCUUGUUAGAUGCUCAACACCUGGAGAAUGUAGCACUUAAUCUUCAAAAUUUGUCGUAAGGUAGCAAAAAGUAAAAAAGGUAUUAUUUUGAUUAUCGUACAAAGCACUUUAUUACUAUAAAUACAUUUAUUGACAAAAGGCACCAGGAGUAAAAGACGGUUCAAAGAAAUUGGCAAAUGAGUAAUUUUUAGGAACAAAAAUUGAAAGCUUUUCAGAAAUAAAAAUAAAAGAACUACUGGAGAAUAAUUUGCCUUUUAUUAAAAAAUGGCGAAGGUAAAUUUCAUAUGUAUUACUAUUGCAUAUUGUCUUUUUAGAAACUUCACUUGACUCUUUAAAGUUAUGUUAGUAUUAUAAUAUAACUGUCAUGUUAACAGAAGGUAGAAUUGAUUGAAAGGUAAUUACUUAAAUUGGACAAAUGACGCAGAAUAUACGAUGCUUUGUAUUUAGAUUGUUAUAUUAAAGCAAUACAUGUAAUAUUCUAGUAUAAUGUAUUAAAAUAGUUUAGGGUCAUUUUCAAUUACAUGUAUUAUUGAAUAUAGCAUGUAGACAUUUAGCAGCGAUAAUGUCAGUUGACGCCAUGUUUGUUCCCUCUUUAUACUUUAUGACCAUAAAGAUUAAUAAAUUACAAUUGUCAACAAUAAAACAAUUUUUUUUAAAUGGUUAUAUGAACGUUUCUACUGCUAUUAAACACUGUUGUCUUACAUUUUUUCAUCAAUAAGUAUCAUUUGUAGAUUCCAAUAUUUAAACACUUUGAAGUAAAUGUAUUUAAUAUAAUCUAUACACCUGUUUAUUAUAGCAGUAGGUAUUUUGAGUAUUUAUCUUUUUAGUGCAUCUUAAUCCAUGAAAAUUAUACAAGUACACGGAACUUUGUGAUCUAGUUUAUUUUGAUUAUAUUUUAAUCCUUUUUUAAUUGAGACAGACAUAUCAUGAUGAUUAUUCCUUACAAAACACUGCUAAUUACGAACUAUUUUCAAUAUUCAUACGCAUGUUUUGUAUUAUAGAAAACACUGACAAUUAUCAUUUAUGUGUGGGUGUAUAAAAUAAAUGCAUUGAAGUAGUAGUAAACCUAGUACAGACAAAUGUUAGAUAAAUACAGUAUGAAUUAAUUGUAUAUAAAUUGAAUUGUUAUUAAAUGUACUGUAUGUAAAUACAUGAGAAAUAAAAUGUUAACAUAAA
This is a messenger RNA of Ruditapes philippinarum (Manila clam), 5802 nucleotides long. RefSeq names its product dopamine D2-like receptor. Gene Ontology annotation, cellular component: membrane. The transcript is spliced from 4 exons. Gene Ontology annotation, biological process: adenylate cyclase-activating adrenergic receptor signaling pathway. The record is from RefSeq and is a predicted model, not a curated record. Bases 671 to 2506 code for a protein of 611 amino acids. Lineage: Eukaryota; Metazoa; Mollusca; Bivalvia; Venerida; Veneridae. Gene Ontology annotation, molecular function: G protein-coupled receptor activity; dopamine neurotransmitter receptor activity, coupled via Gi/Go.